This is a messenger RNA of Tribolium castaneum (red flour beetle), 971 nucleotides long. RefSeq names its product allatotropin I preprohormone. Bases 168 to 473 code for a protein of 101 amino acids. The transcript has 2 exons. The record is from RefSeq and is marked provisional. Lineage: Eukaryota; Metazoa; Arthropoda; Insecta; Coleoptera; Tenebrionidae.
GCAGACAUUAUUUGUUGCAAUAAAGGUUGCAUUCCGUUCUAAUAAUAACAUUUCGUUCGCCUCCACUUUAUUUAAAUGAAACGGACGACUCUCCCUUUUAAUCAACUGUUAUCAAAAAAAUCAGGACUAGUUAAUUAUUUAGCGUGAUGUAAUUGAAUUUUUUCAGUAUGGCGUUCCAUCAUGCUGCUCUAUUCUUCACGUUGAUGUUUCUUUGGUUGUUGUUGGCGAAUGCGCAAGGCCGUCGGGACGCAAAAUAUCCGCAAGUCAGGACUCCGCAACAAAGAUUAACUAGAGGCAUCGAAGCUCUAAAAUACCACAACAUGGACUUAGGCACAGCUCGAGGUUACGGGAAAAGGGCCGUCGACAUGCAUAACGUCAACUUUCUGCUCGAAUGGAUUGCAUUGGAAACCAGGAUGAGGAACUUGGGGAUACCCCGAAAUCUCCUGAGAGAUCAAGAAACUAUACCCGAAUGACUCUAUUUAUAAAAUCGUUAAAUUAUUGUGAUUAUUAUUUAAAUGCUGUACCCUGUUUGUAAAUUUCGUUUCCCACUGUAACAUAAUUUAAUAUUAGGCAAAUAAAAUUACUAUCGAUCAGCCUUCUCAUUUAAUUUUAUUUCUCUCUGUUUUUAACGGUGAUGCGAGCGGUGAUGGAGCUCUUGCUCAUUUUUUUCAAGUCAAGUUUGACCGCCUCCUUUUGUUCGAAUAAAGCGCAAUUUUAAUAUCGUCCGAGAUUAGGCCUUUUGAACUACUAAUUAAAAUCGCACGGGAGUCUGCUGUUGUGUUGCUGUUUGCAGGUAAGUGAGCUGGCUGGAUGCAGCUUUUUUGUCGUUUGAAAAUUGGCGUCAAAACUACCUCAUAAUUUUUAUAAGAGAUGAGAUAUUAAAAACUGAAAUUAAAUUUUGUCAAACACCUGUUGUUUGAUUGGACUGCACAGGACAACUCUAAUUUUUAAAAGCGAAAUCGUAAUAUACA